Argentina anserina (silverweed cinquefoil) is the source of this 3859-nucleotide messenger RNA. RefSeq names its product putative calcium-transporting ATPase 13, plasma membrane-type. Gene Ontology annotation, cellular component: intracellular membrane-bounded organelle; plasma membrane. Gene Ontology annotation, molecular function: ATP hydrolysis activity; P-type calcium transporter activity; ATP binding. The transcript has a single exon. Bases 360 to 3365 code for a protein of 1001 amino acids. The record is from RefSeq and is a predicted model, not a curated record. NCBI's taxonomy places the organism in Eukaryota, Viridiplantae, Streptophyta, Magnoliopsida, Rosales, Rosaceae. Gene Ontology annotation, biological process: calcium ion transmembrane transport.
GAUGGUCAACCAGGCAAAGAAGCCAAGGGAGAAACACGACGGCAUAUCAAUGUCUUUUGUUAACUAGAGUCCUAACACGUCUAAUCAGUGACAGGGAACCUACGAUGUCUCUGCAUGAUCUUGUUGGGAAGUUUCAGAUAAAUAGAAUCUCUGAAAUGAUUGGAAAGUGUUGAGAAUUUUACCAAUGAGGAAAUGAUUGACAGAGACAACCAUGACACGGUUGUCUAUUUCUUCCACAAACCGUGGGAUAAUGGCUUCCAAGGAUAAAGGGUAUAAAUAUCACUACUGUCCAGCAUUGUAGUAGAUACCAUCAAUAGCUUUCUCUUCUGACACCAUCAAUUCCUCCCAAUCCUGGAAACAUGACUGAGAUGUCUUGUUCUUCUGAUAACAUUGUGGCUGCAGGUUUGAGGCGUCUUGAUGUCCCUCUUAGCAUACACAAAAGAAGAUGGCGCUCAGCGUUUUUUGCCAUUUACUGUUCUCGAGCCUUCCUGCCAGUUUUCCCAUCAUGCUCAGACAACAACGGUUUCAAAGUAGACCAAAAAACCCUCACUCAGCUUGUGAAGCAUAAAAGCCUUGAUCGGCUCCAGGAGUUAGGAGGUGUUGAAGGGGUAACAUCAGCUCUCAAAAUCGAUGCAAAGCUUGGAGUUUGCAGUGAUGCUGAAGAUGUUGAGCACCGGGUUGAAGCAUUUGGUUCGAAUAGAUACGAUACAGCAGCAGCCAGAAAGUUCUUCCAUUUUGUGUGGGAAGCAUGCCAAGACCUCACAAUUAUCAUUCUUAUGGCAUGUGCUGCACUUUCUCUUGCUAUUGGCAUCCUAGAGCAUGGAUUACACGAAGGCUGGAGUGAUGGUGGAAGCAUAUUUCUCGCAGUCAUUCUGGUGAUUUCAGUGUCUGCCAUAAGCAAUUACAGGCAGCACAUCGAGUUUGACAAGCUGUCAAAAGUCGGUAGCAAUCUCCAAACUGAAGCUGUGAGAAAUGGCAUGAGACAACAGAUUUCAGUAUUUGAAAUUGUGGUUGGAGAUGUCAUUUGCUUAAAGAUUGGAGAUCAAGUUCCAGCUGAUGGGUUGCUCUUGGAUGGAAAUUCAUUGGAAGUAGACGAGGCGAGCAUGACAGGUGAGAGUGAUCAUGUCGAAAUCAACCAACGCCAGAACCCCUUCUUGUUUUCUGGCACCAAAGUGGUUGAUGGCUGUGGUCAGAUGCUUGUCACUUCAGUCGGCAUGAACACAGCUUGGGGCGAAAUGAUGAGCCAAAUCAGUAGUGAUACAAGUGAACCAACACCUCUACAAGCUCGCAUCCAUGGGCUUGCCUCCUCAAUAGGUAGAGUUGGUCUGCUUGUAGCUUUGUCAAAUCUCGUACUCUCAAAGAUAUACUACUUCAUUGGAAAAACCAAGGACAUUCAUGGCAAGAAGGAGUUCAAUGGGAGCAGAACCAAAGUGCGUCACAUAAUAAUGGCCAUGGUUGGGAUGGUAGGAACUGCAGUUACAAUUGUCGUGGCUGCAAUUCCAGAAGGUUUACCAGUUGCCAUGACGAUUACUUUUUGUUAUGCUAUGAAGAGAAUGAUGGCUGAUAAAGCAAUGGUUAGAAAACUCUCAGCAUGUGAGAUUAUGGGCUCUUCUACCACCAUUUGCACAGACAAGACAGGAACUCUCACAUUGAACCAGAUGAAGGUGGCCAAGUUCUGGAUAGGUGAAAACCCCAUGGAAGAAGCCUACUCAUCAAUUUCAUCAAGUCUUCUUUGCUUGAUACAAGAAGGGGUUGCUAUGAACACAACCGGUUUUGCUUCCAGACACAUGUCAGGAUCUGGAUUGGAACUUUCAGGCAGUCCUACUGAAAAAGCUAUUCUUUCCUGGGCAUCCACGGAGCUGCAUAUGGACAUGGAUACACUGAGAACAAAUUGUGACAUUGAAGGUGUUGAAGUCUUCACUUCACAGAAGAAAAGGAGUGGGGUUGUUAUCAAGAGGAAGGUAGACAACACAAUGCGAGUACAUUGGAAAGGAGCAGCAGAGGUGAUACUAGCAAUGUGCACAAGAUACCACAACGCCUCUGGAGAUAUAAGUGAUAUGGAUGAUGGUGCGAAGCAAGAACUUGAGCGUAUUAUUCAAGGCAUGGCAGCUAGUAGCCUGCGAUGCAUUGCAAUUGCACACAGAGAAGUAUCGCCAGAGCAAGUGGUUCCAGAAAACAAGACUUUGCUUAAAGACUACGGCUUGACCCUAUUGGGACUUCUGGGUCUUAAAAAUCCAUGUCGGCCAGGAGUGAAGAAAGCUAUUGAGGAGUGCCAAAAUGCAGGAGUAAACAUCAAAAUGAUCACUGGGGACAACAUUUUUACUGCAAAAUCGAUAGCCACAGAAUGUGGAAUACUCAAGCUUGGGGAGGACACAAUCAGUGAAGCUGUGAUUGAAGGAGAGCAAUUCCGAAACUACACACCAGAAGAGAGAAUGCAGAAAGUAGACAACAUACGUGUCAUGGCAAGGUCAUCUCCUUCUGAUAAGCUUCUUAUGGUAAAAUGUUUGAAGCAGAAAGGUCAUGUGGUUGCAGUGACUGGUGACGGCACAAACGAUGCUCCUGCAUUGAAAGAAGCUGAUGUAGGUCUCUCUAUGGGGAUGCAAGGCACUGAAGUUGCAAAGGAGAGCUCAGAUAUUGUUAUCAUGGAUGACAAUUUCGACUCAGUGGCCAAAGUUUUAAGGUGGGGAAGAUGUGUGUACAAUAACAUCCAAAAGUUCAUCCAAUUCCAACUCACCGUUAAUGUUGCAGCUCUUGUAAUCAACUUUGUAGCAGCAGCUUCAGCAGGUGAGGUUCCCCUAACAGCAGUUCAAUUAUUGUGGGUGAACUUGAUUAUGGACACACUCGGCGCUCUUGCCCUUGCGACAGACAAACCCACAAAAGAACUCAUGGAGAAUCCACCGGUGAGCAGAACGGAGCCUCUCAUCACCAACAUCAUGUGGAGGAACCUUUUACCUCAAGCAUUGUACCAGAUAGCAGUAGUACUGACUUUACGAUUCAGGGGAAACACAAUCUUUGGUGUAGAUGAUAAGGUACAAGAUACCUUGAUCUUUAACACAUUUGUGCUCUGCCAGGUCUUCAAUGAAUUCAAUGCAAGGAAGCUUGAAAAGAAGAACAUUUUCAAGGGACUGCUCACCAAUAAGAUCUUUUUGGGGAUCAUUGCAUUAAUAAUUGUUCUGCAACUGGUAAUGGUGGAACUUCUGAAUAAAUAUGCAGGUACAGAGAGGUUGAACUGGGGGCAAUGGGGCAUAUGUCUUGGAAUCGCGGCCAUCUCUUGGCCACUUGGUUGUGUUGUUAAGUGUCUGCCUGUUCCACAGAAACCUAUUGUCAGCUAUCUGGAUGUAAAGAAAUAUAAGAACUCAAGUUAAACUUUGCCGAGAAAACAUCAUGCAUUUUUUAAGAUAAGCUGUGGAUAACUAGAUAUGUAAAUAAGAUAUGUGGUAUGUAUCAGAAUUAAAGUAUUUGAUUUGGCUAUAUUAAAUAUUGGUGGUGCAAGUAUUCAGAUUCAUUAUAGAGUACAGAUUUGAGAAUGCAUAGCUCUAUAUUCUUUUUGAUAGCUGAAACUGCAAACUUAAUCAAGUGAAUACAUAACAUCAUAAGUGAACAUGCAUUAAGAGGUACCAGACUCCUGGGAAUUAAUAAUGAAGCUCAUCCUCCAUAGUUCCAUGGCCCCAUAAAACGAAAUAAGUCAACAUUGAAGUCCAUCUUCCAUAACAGCUAAUCACUCUGAAAAACACCCUAGACAAGACCGUGAUAACACUUUCUCUAUCCAUAGAUCAACUUCCCAGCAAGAUUACAACAAGAUUUGGCUGACCACUUCAAUAUGGAUCAACUUCCUAGCUUGUUAUGGUUAUUUGGGGCU